UUUGAAUAAUUUAAAAGAUGGCAGAAUUUGAUCAUAGAAUCGAAAAUAGUGGAACUUCUAAGCUUGUAGUAGAGCAUGUCAUGACUCUGAUGGACACUGAAGAUGAGAUCUUUACUGUUAAAUAUGACCCUAAAGAUAAGUAUAUAGCAUGAGGCUGCGGAGAUGGUGCAAUCAGAGUUUAUAACGUCUUCACAGGCAAAAUGUCGUUCCUCCUUGCAGAUACAGAGGAUGAAGAUGAUUUCUUGUUUCCAAUCACUUGUCUAAGAUGGAGACCAGUCACUGCUGAGAUGAAAGCCAAGAAUGUUCUGGUUGCAUGAUCUGCUGACGGCUUAUUAUACCAUUGGCAUGUUACCUCAGGAAAAUUAUUGCAUACUUUAGAUCUUUCAGAUCACGGAAGUCAAUUUUUCUGCUUAGAUUUCUCUCCAGACGGCAAAAAUUUAGCUCUUGGAGCAAAAGACAAGACUAUCAGAAUAGUCGAUGAACACACCAAAACUCUUGUAAGUACUCUCGAAGGUGGUACUGGAGUCUUAGGGCAUUCGAACAGGGUGUUUUCAGUCAAAUACAUACCAGAAGAUCCAAACCUAAUAAUUAGUGGUGGGUGGGAUAAUACAGUACUUCUUUGGGAUCUCAGAACUUCUAAGGUUGUAAGCAGCUUCUACGGACCUCAUAUCUGUGGUGAUUCGUUGGAUAUAAGAAAUGGUAAAAUCCUGGCUGGAAGUUACCAUAAUUCUGACAACUUAUACUUAAUUGACCUUGAAACUUUGGAAUUAGAUCAGAAAAUCAACUGGUAUGGAGAUGGAUUUAAGAAGAAAGAUGGAAAAUCUCCUUCAUCUCUUUAUUCUGCUUUGUAUACUUCGGAUGGAAGUCAUAUCAUCGCUGGAGGAGCCAGCCCAAAUGAAGUAAGAAUCUUUAAAAAUGAGGAAGAUGGGCAUAAAGUUGUCAGCAGUAUUUCAGAUCUAGAGAGUUGUCCUUUAUCCAUAGAUGUAGCACACUCUAGCAAUCAAUUUGCUUUUGGAACUGCAGAUGGAUAUCUUAGAAUUAUGAACUUAACGGAAUCAGAAGACUAAAUUUUGAAAAAUUCAUCAUAAUUCUUUCAAUUUC
Molecule: messenger RNA, 1101 nt
Organism: Moneuplotes crassus
Lineage: Eukaryota; Ciliophora; Spirotrichea; Euplotida; Euplotidae
Source: the annotation of a GenBank genome assembly